AUGUCUUUGUAUAAUCAAUUGGUUUUCAUAAUCCUGAUAGUUGAAAUAGUGUCAUUCACUAUACUAUCACUACCACUGCCUUCAAAGUAUCGCAAACCUCUAACUUUAUUACUAAUUAAACCCUUCCAAAAUGAAAAAAUUCAAACUGCUAUAAAAUGUAUUAUUGCAUUCAUACUCAUAUUAUUCAUCGAUUCUAUUAAUAAAGUGUAUAGAAUUGAUAAUGAGUUAAAAUUUAAUAAACUAAAGGGUACAAAUGGAGGGGGUUUGGUGAAUAGUUCGGACAGAGUGGAAAUUUAUUCAAGAAAAUUCUUAGCUCAAAGAAACAUGUACUUAACCGGUAUAACAUUAUUCUUAACUUUCACCGUUGUAAGAACUUUUAAUUUAGUUACAGAAUUACUAAAAUUAAAGGAAUCUUACAGAAGUGAAAAGAAAACUGAUUCAAACAAAAUUUCUACAGAAAUUGAAGAAACCGACGAUGAAAUCAAUAGAUUGAAGGAAAAGGCUUUGCUUUUACAAAAGGAAAUGGAAUGA
This is a messenger RNA of Vanderwaltozyma polyspora DSM 70294, 531 nucleotides long. It is a transcript of the gene YET3, whose product is annotated as Yet3p. The transcript has a single exon. The record is from RefSeq and is a predicted model, not a curated record. Gene Ontology annotation, biological process: intracellular protein transport; endoplasmic reticulum to Golgi vesicle-mediated transport. The coding region runs from base 1 to 531 and encodes 176 amino acids. Lineage: Eukaryota; Fungi; Ascomycota; Saccharomycetes; Saccharomycetales; Saccharomycetaceae. Gene Ontology annotation, cellular component: endoplasmic reticulum membrane; endoplasmic reticulum.